Molecule: messenger RNA, 262 nt
Organism: Puntigrus tetrazona (Sumatra barb)
Lineage: Eukaryota; Metazoa; Chordata; Actinopteri; Cypriniformes; Cyprinidae
Product: pro-neuropeptide Y-like
Exons: 2
Coding region: 1-243 (80 amino acids)
Biological process (GO): feeding behavior; neuropeptide signaling pathway
Cellular component (GO): extracellular region
Molecular function (GO): neuropeptide Y receptor binding; neuropeptide hormone activity
Source: RefSeq, a predicted model, not a curated record
AUGCCCCCUCAUCGUUUGGUGUUCAUGGUCUUUGCUGUGAUGUGGAUAGUGACGGUCACGGAUGCAUAUGUGAUUCCAUACCCCCCUGACACAGCCAUCUCUAAGGAGGACAUGACCAAGUACUAUACUGCGCUGCGACGCUACAUCAAGCUCAUCACACGACAAAGGUAUGGGAAGAGAAGCAGCCCUGAGCUCAUGUUCUUGAGUCUGCUGUUCAGAGAGACACCGGAAAGCAGUCCUUAGACGACAUAUAUGAGGAAUC